UUAUUUAUGAUUUUUUUUUUUCUUUUUGUUCAGGCACUUGUUAGUCGACUUGUAGUCCCUGUGAGGACCCCUCAGUCAUCAAACAUGGCGGCGUCCGUAAGGGUGUGCAGUGCCCUCCGUAUCACAAUCGGAGGUGCAGCCUCAGUACGCUCUCAGGCUGCGGUGGGCGCUGUUCACUUCUCCCAUUUUCUGUGUCGAGCCUCAUCGUCAUCUUCUCUCCAAAGACAAACUGCGUUUCCACUCAACCCACCAACAUGGCAGCAGACCAGACAUGGCAGCUUCUUCAACAAGUUGACGGCAGAGGAGCUGUGGAAAGGUGUUCUGGCAGAGUCCGGCGCCGGAGCCCGGAAGGGCAGAGGGAAGCGGACCAAACGGAAGUUAAAGAGAGACCUGAAUCGAGGACAGGUCAUCGGAGAAGGCCGCGGCGGGUUCCUGUGGCCCGGCCUGAAUGCUCCGGUGUUGAAGGACGGUACUUUGCAGAGCAUGAGCAGAAGAGGAGAGACUGAACAGCAGGAGCUCCAAGCUGAACUGGUGCGUCAAAAGGAUGAGUGGGAAAAGAGGAGGAAGAUGAGGGUGAAGAGGGAGAGAGGGUGGACCGGGAACUCCUGGGGGGGCACCAGUUUGGGUCCCCCUGAUCCUGGACCCAAUGGAGAAACCUACGAGGACUUUGAUUCGCGGGUUAUUGAGGUGAAGAGUGUUUUUAACAUGACUGCCAAAGAAGGCCGAAAGAGGUCGAUCAGCUGUUUGGUCGCUGUUGGAAAUGGGAAUGGAGCUGCAGGUUUUGCUCUGGGAAAAGCAGCAGACAGAAUCACAGCUCUGAGGAAGGCUAAGAACCGAGCCAUCCACUACCUGUACUAUAUAGAACGAUACAACAACCACACAAUUUAUCAUGAUAUUGAGUCCAAGUUCAAGAGGACGACGCUCCGCAUGAAGAAACAAAACGAAGGGUACGGUCUGCACUGCCACAGAGCCGUCAUCACCCUCUGCAAGCUGAUCGGCAUCAAGGACAUGUACUGUAAGGUGGAAGGAUCGGUCAACCUCCUCAACAUCACCAGAGCUCUGUUCACUGGAUUAGCCCAGCAGGAAACUCAUCAGGUUCUGGCUGAUAAGAAGAAGCUCCACGUCGUGGAGUUUCAGUCAAACCAAGGCCCGCUGCCCAUUGUGGUGGCGAGCCCCAAAGACGCCGUUCGCACCACCCCCGAGUCCGAGGACGAGAUUCCCAACACCAAACUGCACUGGGGCGACGUCCGAGUGGCUCAGGGGAUUAAACGCUCCGUCUGGACCGGCGUCAAGCGCACCGUCUGGUAGACCAGGAAAGAUGGGAAGCAGGGAAUCCCAGUUGUUGAAUUCUUUUUUGACAGUACCAAUGUAUAUUUGUUUUUAGGCUGGUUUUUUUGGGUCAACAAAAGUCUAAAAUAAAUAAACUUCUGCAAUUUAACAAACUUUAAAAUUAAAUUCCAGAAAAUACCACAAAUUGAAAUAUCCUGUGCUUCCCCAUGUGUAAAUCUUUCAAACUGCAGUACAAAAAAUAAAGGAAAUAAACUGU
Oryzias melastigma (Indian medaka) is the source of this 1546-nucleotide messenger RNA. It is a transcript of the gene mrps5, whose product is annotated as mitochondrial ribosomal protein S5. Bases 7 to 1308 code for a protein of 433 amino acids. Gene Ontology annotation, molecular function: structural constituent of ribosome; RNA binding. The transcript is spliced from 12 exons. NCBI's taxonomy places the organism in Eukaryota, Metazoa, Chordata, Actinopteri, Beloniformes, Adrianichthyidae. Gene Ontology annotation, cellular component: ribosome. Gene Ontology annotation, biological process: translation. The record is from RefSeq and is a predicted model, not a curated record.